AUGGGCGACGAUUAUAUGGAUGAUGAUGAGGAUUAUGGAUUUGAAUACGAAGAUGACAGUGGAUCGGAACCCGACGUGGAUAUGGAGAAUCAGUACUACACAGCGAAAGGAUAUCGAUCGGAUGGAAAGCUCGACGAAGCGAUCAAAGCAUUCGAGAAGGUUCUAGAAUUGGAAGGAGACAAGGGAGAGUGGGGAUUCAAAGCGUUGAAACAGAUGAUCAAAAUCACUUUUGGCCAGAAUCGUCUCGAGAAAAUGUUGGAUUACUAUCGAGAGCUGCUCACUUAUAUUAAGACUGCUGUCACCAAAAACUACUCGGAAAAAUCGAUCAACGCAAUUCUGGACUACAUUUCGACGUCUCGCCAAAUGGACCUCCUUCAACACUUCUACGAAACGACGCUCGACGCGUUGAAGGACGCGAAAAACGAGCGUCUGUGGUUCAAAACGAACACGAAACUCGGCAAACUGUUCUUCGAUUUACACGAAUUCGGGAAAUUGGAGAAAAUAGUGAAACAGCUGAAAUUCUCCACGAAAAUGGAGACUUUUUUGUGCGAAAUUAUUAUCUCAAAACUAACCGAAAACCGUGAGGAUUCUGGUUAUGUCGGGGCACACGAAGGGCAAUUAGACAGUAUUAUGGCGGACCCGUUCAUUCGUGAGCACACCGAAGAGCUAAUGAAUAACAUCCGCACCCAAGUGCUCCUCCGUUUGAUUCGUCCAUAUACAAACGUCCGAAUUUCGUAUCUCUCGAAAAAGUUGAAAGUUUCCGAAGGAGAAGUUAUCGAUUUAUUGGUUGGAGCUAUCCUAGAUGAUGGUCUUGAAGCGAAAAUCAAUGAAGAGUCUGGAAUGAUCGAAAUGCCGAAAAAUAAGAAAAAGAUGACUGUUUCCACUUUGGUCGUACCAAAUGCUGGAGAUUCGGCAGCAGUGAAAUCCGACUCAAAAGAAGGCACCUCAUCAUCGGAUGGCACUUCCUCAUCGGCCACUCAACCAAUACUCUCCGGACCACCACCAACGUCUUGUAAUCAGGAAUUAUCACUCGAAGGACUUCGUCUAUGGGCUGAUCGAAUCGAUUCGAUUCAAUCAUCGAUCGCUGUCUACAAGAAAGUCAUGUAG
Messenger RNA from Caenorhabditis briggsae, 1107 nucleotides. It is a transcript of the gene Cbr-csn-2, whose product is annotated as Protein CBR-CSN-2. Gene Ontology annotation, molecular function: protein binding. The coding region runs from base 1 to 1107 and encodes 368 amino acids. The transcript has 6 exons. Lineage: Eukaryota; Metazoa; Nematoda; Chromadorea; Rhabditida; Rhabditidae. Gene Ontology annotation, biological process: protein deneddylation. Gene Ontology annotation, cellular component: COP9 signalosome. The record is from RefSeq and is a predicted model, not a curated record.